Molecule: messenger RNA, 6323 nt
Organism: Conger conger (European conger)
Lineage: Eukaryota; Metazoa; Chordata; Actinopteri; Anguilliformes; Congridae
Gene: slc25a37
Product: solute carrier family 25 member 37
Exons: 4
Coding region: 119-1132 (337 amino acids)
Biological process (GO): iron import into the mitochondrion
Cellular component (GO): mitochondrial membrane
Molecular function (GO): ferrous iron transmembrane transporter activity
Source: RefSeq, a predicted model, not a curated record
UGUUGCUAGGUGGAAUUACGUCACAUCGCACUGACUGGAACGCAGCGAUGAUGGUGUGGCUAUCAUUGCCGCCGUUUCAGUAGUAGUGUGUCAACAUUUCCUCUCCAGCUUCUCCCGCAUGGAGUUGCGCACUGAUCCUGUAGUUACAACCUUGGACAUGUCGGAGAGUAAAGACAUCGGAGAUGGCAAGUCCUUGGAAGAUGAUGAUGACUAUGAGAGUUUGCCACCCACUGCUUCCUUGGCGACACACAUGACAGCAGGAGCCGUGGCAGGGAUAUUGGAGCACACUCUGAUGUACCCCGUGGACUCUGUCAAGACCCGGAUGCAGAGCCUGCAGCCAGACCCCAAGGCGCAGUACCGGGGCGUGUACGAGGCGCUGUCCCGGAUCGUGCGCACCGAGGGGCUCCUGCGGCCCAUGAGGGGCCUGAACGUCACCAUGCUGGGGGCCGGCCCUGCCCACGCCCUGUACUUCGCCUGCUACGAGAGGAUGAAGCGCUCGCUCAGCGACAUGCUGCAGAACGGGCGCAACAGCCACAUCGCUAACGGAUUGGCGGGCAGCUUGGCCACUGUUCUUCAUGACGCAGUGAUGAACCCGGCUGAAGUGGUGAAGCAGCGCAUGCAGAUGUAUAACUCCCCGUACCGGGGCCUGCUGGACUGCGUGCGCACCGUGAGCCGGGCCGAGGGCAUGGCCGCCUUCUACCGCAGCUACAGCACGCAGCUCACCAUGAACAUCCCCUUCCAGGCGGUGCACUUCAUCACGUACGAGCUGAUGCAGGAGCAGCUCAACCCACGCCGCAGCUACCAGCCCACCAGUCACAUCCUGUCUGGAGCAGCCGCGGGCGCCGUGUCCGCCGCCAUCACCACCCCGCUGGACGUGUGCAAGACGCUGCUCAACACCCAGGAGAACGUGGCCCUCAGCUCCCUGCACAUCAGCGGACACCUCUCGGGCAUGGCCAACGCCUUCAGGACGGUCUACCGGCUGGGCGGCCUGCCCGCCUUCUUCAAGGGCCUGCAGGCGCGCAUCAUCUACCAGAUGCCCUCCACCGCCAUCGCCUGGUCCGUUUACGAGUUCUUCAAGUACUUCCUGACGCAGCAGCAGCUGGCCCGUGCGGGCGGCGUGGGGCCCUCCUGAGGAGGGCGGGGCAGAGCCCAGGGCCCCCGGGGCGAAGCGCGAGGGCUUUGGGGUUUUCAUGUGUUUGUCAGUGUUGCUGUGGUGUGUGACUUAGUGUGUUCACCACACCCAAAGGAAAGGAUCUGGAAGUCUAGCGCAUGGGAGAUGGUCUGCUGACUCUCAACAGGUCUCUCUUCUGCUGAGAUUCAACAGGUCUCUCUUUCGCUGAGACUCAACAGAUCUCUCUUUCGCUGAGACUCAACGGGUCUCUCUUUCGCUGAGACUCAACAGGUCUCUCUUUCGCUGAGACUCAACAGGUCUCUCUUUCGCUGAGACUCAACAGGUCUCUCUUCCGCUGAGACUCAACAGGUCUCUCUUCCGCUGAGACUCAACAGGUCUCUCUUCCGCUGAGACUCAACAGGUCUCUCUUCCGCUGAGACUCAACAGGUCUCUCUUCCGCUGAGACUCAAUAGGUCUCUCUUCCGCAGAGACUCAACAGGUCUCUCUUCUGCAGAGACUCAACAGGUCUCUCUUCUGCAGAGACUCAACAGGUCUCUCUUCUGCAGAGACUCAACAGGUCUCUCUUCUGCAGAGACUCAACAGGUCUCUCUUCCGAAGAGACUCAACAGGUCUCUCUUCUGCCGAGACUCAACAGGUCUCUCUUCCGCCGAGACUCAACAGGUCUCUCUUCCGCAGAGACUCAACAGGUCUCUCUUCUGCAGAGACUCAACAGGUCUCUCUUCUGCAGAGACUCAACAGGUCUCUCUUCUGCAGAGACUCAACAGGUCUCUCUUCUCCUCCCACCAUCACUCCCACUUUUUAUUUCUUUAUUUGUGUUUUUAUUUAUUCUGUCAAUGUGCUGUUAUGAAACACAAAAAUGAUGUAAUAAUUACAUUCCAAAGCCUUUUAUUUAGGAAGGGAACAGCAAAACGUGUCUCUCUGCAUAGCAGGCGUGUGCGUGUCUGUGUGUGUCUGUAUGUGUCAUAUACAUCCUAUAAAAUUCACCCACUACACUUUCUCACAACCCUCCAAUCACAGUCCACGUAAUGACUCCGUAUGUACGUCCAGAAGAAUGUUUUGUUUAUAUUCAUCCAUUUGUUUAUAGAUUUGAAAUUGAGAACAUUUUAUUUAUUUGACUUACUUUCUCGAGCUAGCAUUUCAUGGUUCUGGAAGAGACACAGGGUUAUUUUUUACCAAUUGUCUUUACCUUAUUGCGCUUUGUUUUGUGAAGGUACCCCUAAGACUGAUCAAUUCACUCACAAUCGGAAAGCAUUCAUUAUCCUCGCAUAUGCGUGGGUGAAAUAACUGUCUCGUACAUUUUGUCUGAAUCUAGAUAUAGAAACUUUGAAGGGAUUGUCAUUUUCUUCUGAGCAUGUGUGAGCUACAUGCCCUAAUCACACCGCACACACUAGCAAAGUAUUUUCUCCUGCCUUUCUCAUUGUGCUUCCGUUAAAUUGGCAUUAGGCCAGUAGCGGCCAUGCCCUUUUGUAUACGUUUCCUAUAAAAAUCACGCACAAUUGUUUGUUAUUGCAGAUGGUGUAUUGUUCUAUAGCAUUGCAGAGGAAUGUGACUGUGAGGUUUUGUUGUGAAAGCUUGCUGCAGGGCACCAUUUUAAGCAGGCCUGAAAAGAGGAACUUUUCUAAUGUUGACGCUUCAUGCUCACACCAAAGGGGGGCACUGGUGCGGCUGGCAGGAACGGGCCUGUGUCACAGCGCCGAAAAAAACAUCUGUGAUGUUUUCACGUGAAUGUCCUUAAAUUUGAAUCCAUAUCUCGUGUGUUCGUAUUGCAUGUAAAUAUUUGCUGUCUAUUAAAAGCUGUUGUGCCCGGAUCAUGACCGAGGUGCCUGGUGGGUUUUGCUGCUGGUUUUCUUGGCUCUGUGGCUGGCCUGCAGCACUUGCAUGGUGCCGUGACGCGGUCCAGCUGGCUGGUUCAGCAGGCACAGUGUGGGUUGAUGGGAGUGGGACUGGUACUGGUUCCCCGGCACUUGUUUCUGCGAUCCGCCCAGCCUCUCCGCACUGUGUCUGUCCCCUCAGAACUUUCCGCUAAAUAUUCCCCCAGUCAAGCUCUGUUUCAUUGCUUUAAAUGAAAUGCUUCCUUUUUAAAAGGAAAAUCUGUCCCAGCAAGGGUGUAUAGUUUUCCAACAAUAUUACCCACAACAAUAUUUAUUUUAAUGCUCCACUUUAUCGUACCGUGUGUAUGUGGGUGUGAACAAGUGUGUGUGUGCAUGCAUUCAUGUGUGUGUACAUUGUGCUUGCAGAUAUACAGCUUUAAGGGGAUCAAGAUUUGUUUACUUUGUGUUUUUGAGUACAGAGUAUAUACAUUUGUAUUUAUGUUGUAAAGCAUUUAAUCUCACCUGCCCAUGCUUGCAUAAAUAGAAUAUACUAUAAAUACUAUAGAAUAUAUAACGUCUUGUACAAAAAGUGAACAUUCUGGAAAAUAUAUAUUUUUUCUAAAUAACAAAUAAAAUAUGUAAUAUAUUUUAUUGUAUAUUUACCUAUAUAUUGUGAAGUGUAAUAUCUCGAUAAUAUAUUUUAUUUAAAUAUAUUUUCAGUAUAUUCCAUUUCUGUAAGAGCAGCAAUGGGCUCUCACUCCAUAGGUGUCUUGGAUCUAAAUAACUUUCUGUGCUUGCUUUAUUUUACCAUUCCAGUCACUGUCCACUUGGGGGCAUGGUGCCUUGUCUUAUGUGUGCACAUGUUUUGGCUUGGGGCUCACAUGUGCUUCAGCACCAUAGUCAGUGUUCAUACACCACCAUAGACAGUGGCCUUUUCUUUUUCUGACUUACACAGAGAUCUGGGAACUGAGACUUUUCUAGAAAAACUUUGUUUUAUACUUUCCAUUUUAUUUUAUUUUUGGGAGGGGGGGGGGGUGUUGAAUUGUAAAUUGUGGUUGUAAGCCUCUUGGAUAAACCGAUGGGGCCUUAUGCAAGAAUCGAAUGUACUCCGCUCCCAAGGAGACGGGUGUGUGCUGGCUCGUAGGAAAGGCUUCGAUGUUGUUUUAGCUUGUUUCGCUUAAGAAUGAAAUGCACCUUGUUUGCUGAACCUUGAAUCAGAAAUGAUAGUGAACUGCAAAUGUUUAUUUUCCUGACAGUCAAUGAACAUGUGCAUGAGAAGCGUUUGUAGUAGUAUGUUAAAAAGAGAACCUAAUGAUACAUUUAAUGUACAAUUUGUUCCCAUUUUAUUACCAGAAUCUAAGACCUUUUUUUUAUUGCGGCCAUUUUGACAUCUUUAGUACCUAAUGAUGCUGGGCAAAGUAUACAUUCAGUGAGCACUUUAUUAGGUAUUUAGACUUAAGUCCUCUGCUGCUGUAGCCUAUCCACUUAGUGGUUUGAUGUGUUGUGUAAUCAGAGAUGCUCUUCUGCAUACCACUGUUGUAACGUGGUUAUUUGCGUUACUGUCACCUUCUGGUCAACUUUGAACAGUCUGGCCCUUCUCCUUUGACCUCUCUAAUUAUCUCAUGCACGCAGAAGUGCUACUCACUUUUUUUGCACAAUUAUCUGCAAAAUCUAGAGACUGUUGUGCAUGAAAAAUCCCAGGGGAUCAGCAGUUUCUGAGACUCAAACCACCCUGUCUGGCACCAACAAUCAUUCCACAGUCAAAGUCACUUAGAUCACAUUUCUUCCCCAUUCUGACAUUUGGUCUGAAAAACAACUGGACCUCUUGACCAUGUCUGCUUGCUUUUAUGCAUUUAGUUGUUGCCACAUGAUUGGCUAUUUAAACGUCUGCAUUUAACAAGCUGGUGUACAGGUCUACCUAAUAAAGUGGUCACUGAGUGUAUAUCCUCAGCCUAUUUCAGAUUUUAUUUCAAAUCACAAGAUGUUUUGGCAAGACUAACAUUUUGUUGAAGAAUCCUGCCAUAGAAAGUACAUGUUUCUACGCUAUCUACAGUGGUGUGCAAAGAUUUGGGAGUCCAUGGUCAAAAACCCUUUUACUAUUAAUAUCUGUGAACAGGAGCAACCCUGACUUCUAAAUGGUACAAAGUUAAACAUGACACAUUGCUUCAAGAUUAUUUUUUAUUCAAGAUUUCUUUUUUUUUUAAAGAAAAGAAAAAGGCCCUGUGCAAAAGUUUGGGAACCCUGUCAGUUAGUGCAAUGCCUCCUCAGCCAAAUAUAACCACUUGUAAACACUUCCUGUAGCCAGCUAAGAGUCUUUCAGUUCUUGCUUUUCAAUUUUCCCCCAUUCUUCCUGGCAGAACACCUCUAGCUCAGAAGUAUUCUUCAGCCUCCUUGCAUGUACGGCAUGUUCUCCACAGAUUUUCAAUAAUAUUCAUGUCAGGGGACAAUGGUGACCAUUCCAAAACCUUCAACCGUCUUUCCUGAAGGUACUUCAUGGUUUAUUUUGAGGUAUGCUUUGGAUCAUUGUCUUGCUGAAAUACACAACCUCUCUUCAACUUCAGUGUCUGGACUGACCUUUGGCCUUUAGAAUCUCUUGAUAUUUGGUGGAAUCCAUUCUUCCUUCCACGCGCACAAUAUUUCCUGUGCCCCCAGCUGCCGCACAACCCCAAAGCAUAAUGGUUCCACCUCCAUGCUUAACAGUGGUGUUAAGCAUGGAGUUCCUAAUUUCAUUAUACUGACCUGACUCAUUGAACCCCUAGCGAGUAAAUCACCUGGGUCUCGGCCUUAAUAAUUGGGCCUUAAUUACCUGGGUAAUAAUAUUUUUAAAAAGUAACAAAAAAGAAUCAAAAAUGGUUCCCAAACAUUUGCACCUGGCCCCUGUCCUCUUGUAUAUUAUUUAUAAACUGUUAAAAAUUAAAAUAAAAAAAGCAAUCCUGUUCAUAGGCAUUGGCAAUACUCAUGUUGUCAUACACGCCUGAUUAAUUUCCUUAAUUCAGGUGGACUGACUGGAUUAACCAAUUGCUGUCAGGGGAAACCAAGAAGCAAGACACUUAAAGCCUUCCUUCUAACUUGACAUUUAAAAGGUGUAAUUCCUAGAAAUAUGCAAACUGUGCUGUACAUUGUUUUGCCCUUUAUGUUUAAGAGAAAUUAAGAACUUUGUCUGCGGAAUUGUUUGUCAUGUAACAUUUUUGCCGCUUUCCUGCGCACAAUGAAAGGAGGGGGGAUGAGUUUGAUGUUAUUUUUUAAAUAUAGAGUGCCAUUUAGAGAACAAGGAUAUUUUCCAUUUGCUGGUAAAAAUGAGAUGCAGAUAUUUCACGAUUGUGGUAAUGCUGCUGCAGUUUAUAACACUGGAGCUGAAAUAAAAGUACUAAAUAAUCAUG